This is a messenger RNA of Penicillium bovifimosum, 3159 nucleotides long. RefSeq lists its product as uncharacterized. The coding region runs from base 1 to 3159 and encodes 1052 amino acids. Gene Ontology annotation, biological process: coenzyme A biosynthetic process. Gene Ontology annotation, molecular function: phosphopantothenoylcysteine decarboxylase activity; FMN binding. The record is from RefSeq and is a predicted model, not a curated record. NCBI's taxonomy places the organism in Eukaryota, Fungi, Ascomycota, Eurotiomycetes, Eurotiales, Aspergillaceae. Gene Ontology annotation, cellular component: phosphopantothenoylcysteine decarboxylase complex. The transcript is spliced from 2 exons.
AUGAAUACGGUGGUUGGAGAGCAUCGGCCAUGCUCCGAUGAAGUGGUGCAAGAUGCGACAGGUUCACAUUCUCGGCGGCGCCGCUUACUCCUAUCGACCGAUAGCGCAUUCGCCGAUACAGUCCUCCCGUCUCUCGUUCAGAACCCAUACAUCGAACUCCGGUUGAUCACAGACGAACCGUCGGCUUUACUCACGGGUACGAACAAGAUCCCACAUUAUAUGGAUACGGUCGACAGCCAGACCUUCGAUAAGAAAACUGGCGCACGAAAAUGGCUCAAGGCGAAAACGGCCGAGCUGUGUGAAUGGGCGGAUAUGCUUUUGGUUGCGCCUAUCGAUGCUGGGGCUCUGGGAGCGAUGUUAGCUGGCUUGACGGACACCUUGACCCUAGCGCUUCUUCGCGGCUGGGUCUCGGAAAAGCCAGUGGUUCUCAUUCCUGGAAUGACGGUUUCAGAAUGGGAUCACCCGCUCAGUACUCGGCAACUCGAUGAAAUAAGUCAUUACUGGCCUUGGAUUCGCAUCGUCAACCCCGUGCUCUGGAAGUCAAAAGGGCCCGAAGACUUGACGAUCCUACCAUGGGAUGGGUUGAAGGAGUUACAUGAAACACUGGAAACCACAUUAAAAGUGCCGCCAUGGCAAGCUACGAUGUCUGCGACUCCCAACGGCACCGCGGUCCCAGCGACGACUGCAUCGGCAUCUGGAACGGCUACCGGAUGCAUAACACAAAUGAAACACGAAGGCAAUGCUGAUUUUUUACCACUUGAAAUCUGGCUGAACGUUUUCGAGGAGCAACUGCAGGACUGGGAAACAGCGAAGGCCGUAGGCAUUCCGACCCGUCUGCCUGUUCCAAAAGAAUGGCAAAGCCAUUUACCCAAAAUGUCAACUCCAGCUUCACUAGAAUACACUAUUCUACGAGGAUCCUUCGCUGCAAUCAAGAGGCGCAUUGAGGCGCUUCCUCGCUGGAAACCACUCUCCGACCUCGCUUGCCACCUCAUUGUCAAAUUUUCUCGCACAGAUAUCCUUUCCUAUCUCACCGAAAAUCACCUCGAUCUUCUUUGGACAACCACCCGACUUACAAACAUCCCCUACCGAGCAUCCGCAAUAUACGGAAACCCGAACGUUCUGACAUGGUGGCGCGAUGCGCCUGCACUGCCAAACAAAGAGUACAUGGCCGAUGCCAUGGACGGUGCCUCCCGCGCCGGAUUCACCAACGUCCUAGAUUGGUGGCUCCACUCGGGCCUUCCACUGCGUUACAGCGAGCGAGCACUGGAGGCCGCGAGCGCCGAAGGCCGAGUAGCCGUGCUGGACUGGUGGAAGUCCGCCUCCGAUAACGCCCCACCUCAUAACCCUUUGCCUCUGAAGGUAGGCAAAUCGGUCCUUCUUGCAGCUCAGUCGGGCCGCACCGCAUCUCUCGCUUGGUGGGAUGCAUCCGGGAUCCCCUAUAGCCAUGCCGAGAACGUCGCCCGCAUCGCGAGCACACAUGGCCAUGUUCAUGUCCUCGAAUUCUGGUAUAAGCUCAAGGGCCCGAAGAUGAUAUUCGAUAACCAGGUUCUGGUUGGUCCGACGAAGAAUGGCCACGACCACGUUCUGCAGUGGUGGAAAUCAUGUGGUAUGCGCGUCGAGUUCAAAACUUGUGAUAUCGAGGAAGCGCUUGAAGAUGCAGAUCCUAGUUCCGGCGCUGAGGGUCGUGUUCGGCGCUGGUGGGAGCGGAAUGGAUUGAACCUUGGUGUUGGUACGACCUCCCGUGACGGGCCGAGAGUCGCGAUCAUCCAACAACAAUCCAACACCCAAUCACUGAACAGUCAAUUUUCCCCCAAAACACAUUUGAUGCUGCUACGCCGGGUCCUACAACGUAUGCCACGCGGCGAAGGUCUAAGAGCAAUAUCAUAUCGCACGGGACAGUCAAUACAGCACCCUCUCAACAUCCAAUUCAAUGGCAUCAACGGCAACUAUAGCAUCAGAAAGCAAAACAGUGUCAAUCAAAAUGUACGAAAGCAAUUUAACUCAUGGAGUCUAAUGACAGACGCGAUUCCAACCUUUGCUAUACCGCCUCUGAUGUUCAUCGGGCUUCUUCUCAGCCUAUGGACAUGGAAAUGCUUCUGGAUCAUUGUCAUGCAAAAUAAGCUCCUCUAUCUCUCCUGGCUACCUCCGUUCACUAGAUCUGAGGGAAUUUCAGAUUAUGAAGUUGAGUGUAGACCGGUGCAAUGGGAGGAGAAGCAGAUCCGCAGUCUGGAUGGGACUAAAUUGGCUGUUUGUGAAGGCCAUAUUUCGCUCUCUCGCAUAAUUCAGAAGUCAAGGACCGCUACGGGCGAGACUGCCGAUACUGCCAAGAUUAAAGACCAAGGGUCAAUGAGUUCAACUCGGAAAAAGUCCGUCGUGAUUUGUUACUUCCAAGGCAAUGGCGGAUCAACGCCUAUGCGCCUGCCUCUUCUUUCUCAAGUCUUGCGCGCAAUCACAGAGACGACAGGCUCAACCUCAUCUCCUAUGUCUGGCUCAAAAACCACAGAAUACACUGUCGUGGCUCUAUCAUACCGCGGCUACUGGACGUCCUCUGGUCGUGCCACACAGUCUGGCAUCGAGAAGGAUGCCCAGGCGUUCCUGAACUGGGUGUCGAAAGUCUACGCGGGCCCAGAGACGGAUCUGGAAAUUGUAAUAUGGGGACAUAGCCUGGGCGCAGCUGUUGCAACGUCGGCAGUCGCUACAUAUCUCGUCCGUCAAGGCAAGCAAAACAGUGCCGAGCGUCUUGCGCCCAUUUCCAGGGUCAUAUUGGAGGCACCAACUUCCAGUAUCAAAGACAUGCUCAUCAGCCUAUACCCCCAGAAAUGGCUUCCAUAUAGAUAUCUCGGCCCAUUUUCUUGGAAUAACUGGGAUAUCAAGGCGGAUAUGCAGCAAAUGGCCAGGUGGAGAGAUCAACCUGCUCCCGACUCCGAUCCUGCAAGCCCAACGCCUCGCUCGCUCCCACCGAUUUUCCUCCUAUCUGCCGAGAAAGACGAAGUCAUCCCAUCAUAUGUACCAGAGCAGUUAUCAAAACAUGCCAAUUCUCUUGGCUUGCAAAUCGAGACGAAAAGCGUCCCCGGCGCUAUGCACAUAGAGGCACCACUCAAAUUGGACGGUAGGAAGGCAAUGGUGCAAUUCAUCCUGCAUGGUCACAUCGACCCAUAA